AUGCCCGCUCUGAAUCCAUUCCUACGAGCCUUCUUCAGGAGCGCAAUACCUUCGCAAUGCUCGCCGAUUAAUCACCAUGUCUUACUCGCACCGACGACAGAGGUGUUGCUGAACUCGAAGGAUCGCGAGACAGGGACAUCGUAUGCGGACCUUGCAAACACUGAGGAGUUCUUGGCCAGCCAUGUCUUGCGAGUGCCUGGAGGCGCGCCGCCUGGCAGCAAUGGAGCGAAAGAUGCUGGGAGUGUGCGCGAGAACAAGAGCAAGGCGAAGCAGUAUUCUACGGUCAACGGGCGCACGGUGGUUGUGAAGGAUACGUUCGUCUACAGCAACAAGGGCUUCAAGACGUUGAACCAGGCGCAAUUGCUGCAGGACUUCAUAUAUUACCCGGACGUUGCGGACGGACAGCAAUGGCUGGUCUACUAUAUCUCGCGACCACUGGUUGGAUCGUACCAAGCUACGCCGGUGAUACCUGCGGUCAUCAGCGACGAGCCGAGUAAGGAGAGGAAGAAGGUGUUGGCCGAGGCUUCUGGGUCAGCGAGCACGAGUAGUGCGAUUGGGUUCGGGAUGCAGAAGAAGAAGAAUAUCAAGAGCUUCGGCGAUUUGAUGUCCCAGUUCCCAAUGAUCUCGAGGCAGAUGCAGAUUGGACUGGAGAAGAUUAUCCGCGAGCUCAUAUCAGCGAACGACAGCCCGAUACCGAAGCGAGCGUCAAGGCGGUCGUCGGUCAGCUCCCAGUCCUCGAACCCUUCUUUGAGCGAAUCCAUUACGUCGCUCAAGUCUUCACUGUCUGGCAGCAGCACGGUUCCUCCAACGUCCAUUGAGCUGGAGCCGGAAGAAGAGGCGAUGCGAACGGCUCUCGAACGUGCGGUUACCGCGACCAUCGAGCUCUUUCAGAGCGUGGACAAGCAGCAACUGUCACUUCUUGGUACAAGCACAGAGCUUACUGGGCCUGUGGUCGAGCACAUGAUCGAGCGCUACGUCACCGAGCAGGUUCACGACCAGACACUCUUCCCCAGAGUGUGCGCGUUGCGUAGACCGGAUGACAGCGAUCUGGAAUCGAAGAUUCGCAAGAUGACAGACAUAGAUAUUACGCAAGUCGGCAUUCCGAUCGAAGAUGGCAUGAGAGGGAAGCGUGAGCUGGCGGCGAGACUGGCCAAGGGUGUUGAAGCGUUCAAGAAGAUGGGCGUGGCGAGCAGUCCGCAGGAGAUGCUGGAGAUUCUGCUGAAGACGCAGAAGCUUAUCACCGAGGAGGAACAACCCACCCCGAGAACGUCCCAGGAUAGCUCUGCUGAGCAAUCUGAGAAGCCUUCAGCGGUAUUGACCAUCAAUGCUGACAUCCUGGUGUCCAUGCUUGUUAUCGUGGUCAUCAGAAGUGGUGUCAGACACUUGCAUUCCCGGUUGCUGUACAUGCGCUACUUCAUCUUCAUUGACGAGGUGGAGAAUGGGGAGCAGGGCUAUGCGCUGGCCACUCUCGAGGCCGUACUUGCUCACCUUACCAAUGCAUCAUCGAACCUGCGCAAGGCGAGCAAGCAAAAUCGACUGCUUUGGCAGGCAGCAAGGUCAGGCGACCUACAGGCUCUGGAGGCGAUACUGCAGCCUUCCAUCAUGGCACCAAGCGAGGCGACGCUGGCUGGAUCGCCGAGAGAGUAUACUGCUGAGCUUUCAGACGAAGAGUCCAGCAUCAACGACCUUUCUCUGGACGAAGCACGGCCGACAAGCACUGCUCAGACGCCGCAGCCGCAAGGUGACUUUGUCGCGGUCAACGGCUCGCUCGAGCACGUCUUCCCGUUCAAGCGACCGCCCACGCCGCCUCCGGAACAGACCCAGGCUCGAGGCAAGAAGCGGGUGUCGAUGGCAUCGCUACCCAGGAGCCACUCUGCUUCUUCGGUUCACUCUUCUCGUUCGCAUUCGAGGCAUAUGAGUGUGGAGUCUAGUCACAGCAUGGGUGCAACUAGCGAUGUUUCUGGCGAACGACUUGCACAGACACAAGAUGCGGAUGGCAACUCUGUUUUGAUGAUGGCGGUCGAAACGAGUAAAGCCAAUGCACUGAAGCUGUUGCUUUCGAUGCCCGCUCAUUUCCGCGCCGACUUCGUGCUCGAGGACGUCAACAGCGACGGUGCAACUCUACUUAAUGCAGCCGUUCAGUCUGGAGACCGCGCGGUUACAGAGGAGCUCAUAUCUUACAUCGAAGACAACGCUUCUGAAGAACAGCUGCGCAGGUAUCUAGCCAUGCAGGACAGCAAAGGCCGCUGCAUGGGCCAUUACCUCUUCACUCAGCCGCAUCUGAUUCAAAGAUUCGGCAAGAAGCUACCCUGGCGGCUGAAGGACAAGAAUGGCCAGACACCGCUUUUCGCCUUUUGCCGAUCGUACGACCAUGAGCAGUACCACUGGAUGGUGGAAUCCGCAAUCGCCCUCGCAACAGAGACCCAAGGCGAUGGCGAGCCGUUGCAUCUGGACGAUCAUGUCGAUGCGAAGGGCAACACGCUGUUGCACGUGGUCAACAACACGCAGAUAACGCUAAAGCUGCUUCGUCAUUGCGAUUCAGAUGUCAAUGCAGCGAACGAUAAGCGAUACACGCCGCUCAUGGUCGGUAGCAAGUAUGGCCGGAUCGAUCUCGUGCGGACGUUGUUCGCCGACCCACGGUCUGACAUGACGCUUAAGGAUAUCAGAGGUCUGACCGCGGUCGAGCUUGCGAAGGACGAUGAUGUACGGAAUCGGAUUGACGAUCUAGUGCUGUUGUCUACUCCGCCAGGCCAGGACGGACGGAUGACGACGCUGGUGCGUUCGUACUUUGUCGAAGACGCUACGAUUCGGUUUGUGCUAAAAUCGGGCGCACCGAGCUCCAACGGCAUGAUUACGGUUACGACUUGUCGAAGGUCUAUAUCGGACUUUGAGCAUCUCUCCAAGUGGCUGGCCGUGGAGUGCCCUGCGAGCUGGCUCCCGACUCACUUCAACCUUCCAUCGCCAUUUCUCAUCCCUUCGAAGCCCUCGCGAGCCAUUUUGAGAGACAACCAGAUCCGCCUGAACAACUACUUUCACAAUCUGCUUACCCACUCCACUUUCUCGACCCACGAGCUGGUGUGGGAGUUCUUCCUGGUCCCAGACAUCGACGCCGACAUGCUUACCGAGCGAAGCAAACGCAAGGCUGAGGCUCGGGUGGACAAUGUGAAAGAAGACUUCGAACCAGUCACCGAUACCCAAGAAGUCGAAAACUUUGUCGAAUUCGCCCGCGACCAGAUGCGCGGCAUGAUCUCUGCCACCAAGAAGCUCAUUCGCUCCACCAACCGCCGCCGCAUGAUCUACAACGAUUUCGCCGAAGGCACCGCGCUCCUCUCCUCCCGCAUCUCCACCCUCCUCUACCUCCCCCAAUCCCACAUCACCGCCUUCGAACGCUACACCAAAACCCUCAUUCCCACGGAAGCCUCCCCUAUGGCAUCCUUCUACUACAACCUCCACUCCGUCCACUCCUCGAGCAACGCGAUCCAAGACGCCCUCGACCGCCCCGCCUACCUCAUCGGCAGCAUGUCGCAGGCCCAACGCACCAUCGACCGCAGCAUGGGUUCCAUCUCGCGCUCGAACCGGUGGACGCCGAAUAUCGGGCUCUUCGACGAUGCCAAGAAGCAGGUCGCGCACGAUGCGUGGGCGAAGACGGCGAAGGCGAGGGUGGAGUUGGAGAGUCUGGGGUGUGAGUUGAGAUAUACGCAGCAGACGGUUGCGGGGGAGUUGGCGGGUUGGCAGGAGGAGCAUGUGAGGAGCGGGAAGGAGAUGUUGAGGAAGUUCGCUGGGGAUACUGUUGUGAGGGAGAGGGCGAGGUUGGAGGGGAUGCAGAGGGCUUUGAGGGAGGUUAGGAAGGGUGGGGUGGGUGUUUGA
Messenger RNA from Saxophila tyrrhenica, 3867 nucleotides. RefSeq lists its product as uncharacterized. The record is from RefSeq and is a predicted model, not a curated record. Gene Ontology annotation, biological process: early endosome to late endosome transport. The transcript has a single exon. Bases 1 to 3867 code for a protein of 1288 amino acids. Gene Ontology annotation, molecular function: guanyl-nucleotide exchange factor activity; phosphatidylinositol binding; SNARE binding. NCBI's taxonomy places the organism in Eukaryota, Fungi, Ascomycota, Dothideomycetes, Mycosphaerellales, Extremaceae. Gene Ontology annotation, cellular component: tubular endosome; late endosome; plasma membrane.